This is a messenger RNA of Vicia villosa (hairy vetch), 1215 nucleotides long. RefSeq lists its product as uncharacterized. The transcript is spliced from 3 exons. The record is from RefSeq and is a predicted model, not a curated record. The coding region runs from base 1 to 1215 and encodes 404 amino acids. NCBI's taxonomy places the organism in Eukaryota, Viridiplantae, Streptophyta, Magnoliopsida, Fabales, Fabaceae.
AUGGACUUUAAAUAUCAUCCCAGAUGUGCAAAAUUGAAUAUCACCAACAUAUGUUUUGCUGAUGAUCUUAUGUUGUUUGCCAGGGGAGAUGUUCUUUCAGUGCAAACCAUGAUGGCAGUGUUUCAUAGCUUCUCUGAGGAAACUAGUUUAAAGGCUAAUCCAGAUAAAUGUAAGGUGUUUUUUGGAGGGACUGGAUAUGAGGAACAGCAAGCUAUUAAAGAAUCCACUGGCUGUAUUGAGGGCAAACUGCCUAUACGGUACCUGGGUGUACCUCUCACUAGUAGGAAACUAUCAGUUAUACAAUGCCAACCACUUAUCGACAAGAUGAUUGCAAGGAUUCAGCACUGGUCUGUGAAGUUUUUGAGUUAUGCUGGUAGACAACAACUUGUUCAAAGUGUCCUGAUUUCGAUUACCAAUUACUGGAUGAGUGUAUUUCCCCUACCUAAGAAAGUAAUUCAGAAAAUUGAGGCUUUAUGUCGGAAUUUUCUUUGGUCUGCCAAAACGGAUGGGAGGAAAGCAUUGGUGUCUUGGGAAAAUACCUGUGAACCAAGGAAUGCAGGGGGCCUGAAUUUUAAAAAACUUAUAUUUUGGAAAAAGGCAACCAUUAUGAAAUUGUUGUGGAAUAUACACAAUAAAAAUGAUAAGCUCUGGAUAAGAUGGUUGGAUAUAUACUUUCUGAAGGGUAACUCAAUUCUCUCAUGGCAAGUUCAACAUACUAGCUCUUGGAUGUUGAAUUCUAUUUUGAAGUGUCGCACAUACACCCAGAAUAAUGUGGCAUGGGAGAAAGCUGAAGCCUCGAAAGUAUUCAAUACUGCUGCUAUUUACAACAGUCUUUGUGGAGAAAGCUGGGUACAAAGGAUAGAUUGGAGAAAUUUGGGAUCAUUCAUGAAAAAUAUUGCUGUUUCUGCUUGCAGUUUCAUAUGGCACCGAAUGCUUGAUUGGAAUGGAUACACACGAUAUGGUUCUGAUUGGGAUACAGAGAAAAGAUGGCUCAUAGAGGAGUUAGCUAAAAAAGGAUGGCGUCGAGAAAUUCUACGAAUCAAUCUUGCUGAAACGGUAUAUCACAUUUGGCAGGCAAGGAAUGAGAUAAUCUUCAAGAACAACAGUCCAAACCUUGAUGUUACUAGGAAGAUAACCGAGAGUGUCAUAGGUAGAAUCAUGCUAGCUAAAAAGUUGAAAAUUCAUAUCAAUGCUAGUAGAGAUAGUAUAAUUUAA